Oreochromis niloticus (Nile tilapia) is the source of this 994-nucleotide messenger RNA. RefSeq names its product mitochondrial ribosomal protein L20 (gene mrpl20). Gene Ontology annotation, molecular function: structural constituent of ribosome; rRNA binding. Gene Ontology annotation, cellular component: ribosome. Gene Ontology annotation, biological process: translation. The record is from RefSeq and is a predicted model, not a curated record. Bases 158 to 607 code for a protein of 149 amino acids. NCBI's taxonomy places the organism in Eukaryota, Metazoa, Chordata, Actinopteri, Cichliformes, Cichlidae. The transcript has 4 exons.
UAAAUUGAACGUACCCAGAGUGCGCCUCGGUUUGUCGACGUGCGGCGUGCGGAGUUAUUGAGCUCUCAUAACACCGAGAGUGCUUGGUUGGAGGUCACUUAUUACGUGUUUAUUCUUUUAAAAGUGGACACUACGGUGAGGUGACGGGAGGACUGAAAUGGUGUUUCUGACGCUCUCUUGUUGGAUCAGAAGCCGAGGACCCGACAGAUACUGGAAGGUCCAGGAGGUCCUCAAGCAUGCACGGCACUUCAGAGGCAGGAAGAACCGCUGCUACAGCCUGGCUGUGCUGGCUGUCAGGAGGGCGUUCGUGUACGCCACCAAAGCUCGGAAACUCAAGAAGCGCAACAUGAGGACGCUCUGGAUCUCACGGAUUGCUGCAGCAACACGAGAGCACGGCAUGAAAUAUCCCGCCCUCAUGCACAAUCUGACUAAGAGCAGCGUCCAGCUCAACCGUCGCGUCAUCAGUGAUCUGGCCAUCACAGAGCCUCGGUCGUUCCUCUCACUUGCAAAACUGGCAAGGGCUCGGCAACAAGAAGGCUUCAGGGCAGCACUGGGUGACGGCAAAGAGCCUUCUGGUGUGCUCUCCCGUGUCGUUAUGCUGCAGUAAAGGUUUUUUUUGUUUUGUUUUUUUUGGGGGGGGGUUAAAGAACAGCGUUCAUUAAAAAAACAAACAAACAAACAAAAAAAAUCGACCUGACACAGACACCUCAUUUUAGGAUUUCAUCAAAAUGUGUUUAUUGUAUGAUUCGUUUAAAGAAUCGUAUUUGUGUGUGGUGAUUCUGCAUGAUUGCUUGAUCAGGGAUCCGGCUUGAAAUCGAGCUGUAACACGGGUCGUCUGUUUGGGAAAACUGAGGAAUUUUACAGGCCGAUCCAAAAGUAAUUGGUUUUGUGACACUUCUGCUGGUCCUGUGCUUCUUGUUGGCUUUAUAUUUGAACAAGUCAUUAUAAGGAGUCUCAUGUUAACGAGCUUUCCACUGAUCUCUUGUAUAAAUUA